This is a messenger RNA of Rhodofomes roseus, 1879 nucleotides long. RefSeq lists its product as uncharacterized. The transcript is spliced from 3 exons. NCBI's taxonomy places the organism in Eukaryota, Fungi, Basidiomycota, Agaricomycetes, Polyporales, Fomitopsidaceae. Bases 381 to 1745 code for a protein of 454 amino acids. The record is from RefSeq and is a predicted model, not a curated record.
GUCGCAUUAAGGAGGUGGCAAAGGCCUUGAAGCAACGCCGACAUAUCUCCGUGUGUGUCCCGGCGCCGCCGCUCUCGGCACGGCCCACUUCCGAAGCUUCAAGCCACGACUGCGGCGACCGCCUAUGUUCCUGGCAGUGGACGGGUCAUUUCCAUCGAACCGUUGUUGUCUCUGUGUUGUUCAUCCUGUCGGGGCAACGGAAAGCACGCACAAUCAGCAGACAAAAGUGUCCUAACUGAACAAUUGUCUCACGAUCCAUGGGCGACACUUCUUGAUUGUCAACUACCAACGCAGUGAGUGCUCUUCCUGCUCAGUCGUCUUCCUCGGUAGCAGAGCGCACGGAGAGCAACAUUUUGGCGCACUCGGAAAGCUCCUCGACAAUGUGGGAGGAUCAACUCUCUCGAUAUAUUGACGAACUCGAGAAUGAGGCAUACGCACUGAGCCCUGAGGAGCGGGCUUAUUUCAGCUUCAGACCUCUUGCUCUUCCUACAGCGCUCACCGAUCGCAUCCCAACCGAAAUCUACGAGAUCGUCAUUGACUCCAUGGACGCAGGGCCCAUGCUAGCCGCCGCGGCAUUGGUCUGCACAGCGUGGUAUCCCCGAGCCAUGUACAACCUCUACCACGCCAUCGAGCUUCGUGACAGGACGAGCUUCACCCUCCUAUCCAAGCAGUAUCGCACAUCACCGCGCGUCAGGAAAUGGCUGGCAACCACCCGCGAGCUAUACGCCGCGGACCGGCACAAUCAAAUACACGAUCCCUCACCGCAGAGCAAAAGAACGGAAAGAGGCUACUUUCACGUAUUCCCCCUGACCAUAGGCCACGUCAUGUAUGGGCUACAGAACCUCACCAUCAAGAACUUUAACUCGGGAACUAUGCCCUUGACUGCCUUCGCCGCGCUGUCGCGAAUCAGCUCUCUCAAGUCGUUGACGCUGGCUUAUUGUAUGUUCAGCAACAUCUCCCAACUGCGGCGCAUCAUCUGCGCUUUCCCCCAGCUGCAGUCCCUUCGUUUAGGCGACAUCUUCAUGGUACAGCGGUACGCUGCCAGCACUGCGGGAGUAGACAGCACCCACCCACAGUCUGACGUCAGGCUUCAGAACCUCGCGAUCGGUCUGAACGAUACCGGAGCGUCUGGUACUGUCAUCGACUGGAUGCUGGCUUCAGGGAUCUGCACCUCCCUCCGUCGUCUUUCCGUCUGGUCAGUCGACCCUGACGGAUACGUCAUGGAACAUGUCGACAGGCUCCUCGCAGCCACGGGACCAUCCAUAACUGAGUACUUUGAAGAUCUUCCAUUAAACCACGUAAACGGGAAUCUCAUUCACAACACAGCGUUGCGAUCCCUGGACUUCAGGCUUCCUAACACGAAUUUGCGGGGCGAGCCGUUGCUUGUCUUGUAUUCCAGAACGACGGAAUCUCUUCGGAGCGUUCUCUCGAGCGUUCGGGGCGGCCAGCUUAACCACAUCCGUAUCAAGGCCGAGACUCCGCUCUACACAUACACGCUGGAGGACCUCAGCGACGUGCCCGACAAGCUCUACAUGCGGAGCCUGCACAAGGUGAUGGCCGAAUCGUACUUCGACGUGCUGAAGGAUAUUAGGGUGGAGAUAAUGCUGCUUGGUAUGCAUGGUUGGGACGAGGCGGACAUCGACAAUAUGACCCGGGGCUGCGGGGAUGUGCUUCGUGGCUUGUUUCAGCCAUGGAUAGACCGUGGUAUAGUCAACUUCUCCUGUCGUGCUGCAGUUUCCGUAUGAGCGAGCUCUUCUGUCUCUACCUGAACGGGCGUCUGUCUCAUCUCGUUUGUAGUUCAUAGAAAAUGUCACAAUUGUGACCCUACUAUACACUACGGUCGAGACAGACAUAUCGAACGUGCUCUGAUCCUCUGGAA